Molecule: messenger RNA, 807 nt
Organism: Prunus mume (Japanese apricot)
Lineage: Eukaryota; Viridiplantae; Streptophyta; Magnoliopsida; Rosales; Rosaceae
Source: RefSeq, a predicted model, not a curated record
AUGGCGUCCAGCCACCAUUCUUCUAUGCUCUUCAUCUUUCUCACCACUCUCUUCACAGCCACCAUUGCAGCCUCUCCCUCACCACCAUCACCUCCACAACCCCCAUCGCCAUCACCAUCAUCAUCACCACCGCCACCGCCGCCAGCAUCACCUCGACCUCCAUCUCCGCCAUCCCCAACCUCAACACCCCAACAACUCAACAACAUAAUCGACGCCCUAAUCGGAGCCGGCGACUUCGGGAACUGGGUCAACAUCAUCACCGGCGUGAACCCACUGGUCCUUCCUCUGAGCGCGACCCUCUUCAUCCCUCAAGACGACGCCUUGAACCGCAUGCCGACCACCGACCCCUUCAUGUUCCCUUACCACGUGGUCCCUCAGCGCCUCAUCUUCUCCGAGCUCCAGCUCUUCGAGCCCAAGUCUCGCCUUCCCACUCUGCUCCCUGGCAAGUCCAUUCUCAUCACCAACGCCUCCCGCUCCAACUUCUCCCUCGACGGCGCUCCGCUCACCCAGCCCGACCUCUACGUCAGCGCCAACGUGGCUGUCCACGGCGUCGGAGCCAUUCUUGAGUACUCUGUUUACGGUGAUGGGCUUAACCUUUUGCCCAAGCCCAAUUCGCAGCAGGGGCAGCAGCAGCCGCUACCUCCGCCACCGCCGCCAUCUCCAGGGGUGUUUUCCCCCGCGGGAGAAAUCGUGGGCGGCGGGUGGAGGUCUGAUGCAGCGCCGCCGUGCCAUUGUGUUGAGUUUCCGGUUGGUUGGUUCUUGGUUGCUUGUGCGGUUUUGGGGUUCAAGAUUCAGAGGAACUACUAG